AUGUUCGGGCUGCCUAUCAAGGAUUAUCUACUCAAGAUAUGUUGCCAAAUUUAUGACCUUAUCCAUCUCUGCAAGCCCUUUGAAUUCCAUUUGUUAACCAAAACUGGUCACAGGUCCAAGCUUCAGAGUAUAUCAUCCAAACUGUCAGAGUUGCAGAAGGUUUCCUCUAUAAUACAAGUGUUACAGGUGAUAUACAAAAAUUUGAGCCAGAACAAAAUCACUACUAAGAGGGAUAUAUUUUAUAACAACGUCAAGCUAUUCAAAAGUCAGCAAUUCAGUAAUAAGAUCAUUGAUAGCAUUGCAGUAUCGUUUUCUUUGGAUUUGGCAGAAUUCAACAUCUAUCCGAACCAGAAAGGAUUGGUUUUCAAAAACUCGAUGAAAGAGCCCAUUUUAGUACCCAUGAAGUAUGAGUCGCUUUCACUCGGAGAUAUAGAAUUGAUCGUGAUAAUAGAAAAAGAUGCCGUAUUCAAAUCUUUUUGUCACUUUAUCAGAAAAUUUGGUAACUUAUCAUCUGUAUUGGUGGUAACAGGUAAAGGAUGCCCUGACAACUUGACUAAACAGUUUGUUAAUUAUUUAACAACUUUAAAUGUUCCCAUUUGGGGUUUCAUGGAUUCAGACAUUUACGGAUUCCAUAUAUUUAAGUCGUUCAUAAACUCAGCCAAAUUUCUAUUCAAAUUCAAGGGUUUUUGGCUAGCUAAUUCGGAAUCAAAUAGCUUGAUAACUAUUAGCUUGAGAGAUUUCAAACUUAUGCAGAAUUUCUUGUGUCAUCCCAACCAACAGGUAGACGAAAUAGAGUUAAAAGUCUGGAGACGAGAAAUUCAGAGAGGUUUGUUUCUUUUCAAGAAAGCAGAAAUGGAAGCCAUUGAAUCGGAGUGUGCUGCAGGUAAUCCUAAUAUCUAUAUCUUCGAAACAAUAUAUCCAUUUUUGCAUGAUGAGGAAAAUACUUACAAUAGUGGAAACUCAAGAUAUUCUAGUAUUGAUUCCAGUCUUACUGUGGCUGAAUUUAGUUCACAGCAUCUGCUUGAUACACAGCUUGGCUCUAUUUAG
Molecule: messenger RNA, 1047 nt
Organism: Yamadazyma jaroonii
Lineage: Eukaryota; Fungi; Ascomycota; Pichiomycetes; Serinales; Debaryomycetaceae
Source: the annotation of a GenBank genome assembly